Messenger RNA from Drosophila novamexicana, 3285 nucleotides. Its product is annotated as SWI/SNF chromatin-remodeling complex subunit SNF5. The transcript has a single exon. The record is from RefSeq and is a predicted model, not a curated record. Lineage: Eukaryota; Metazoa; Arthropoda; Insecta; Diptera; Drosophilidae. The coding region runs from base 796 to 3105 and encodes 769 amino acids.
UUAGCAGCUUGGCGACACACCCGGCACUCACCAUUCUAAUUAUAUAUGAUUUUUUUUUAAAUUAAUGUUUUUUCUUUUUUAUUAAUUUGCUUCAGUGGAUAGUCAAUUUUGUACAAAAGAUUAAAAAAUCCUUUGAUAUGUUCUGAUAUUUUUUUAAAAUUCCUUUAAAUCUAUUACGUAAAUUUGUCGUUUACCGUUCGAAAACAAACUCGAAAUGAACUCCACAUUUACUGUUAGAGUCCGACUCGGCUGAACAGCGAACUUAAAUUGCGCGCCUACUUAGUAAAAACAAGAUAACAACAGCAAAUAACUGUGCCUUCCACUUCAUCUCACAACAGCUUUGUGAGAGAGCGUAAGAGAGAUGCGAACACUUCCAAUUGGAGUUGGGAAUUUGCACUGGAAGUGAAGUGAAGCAAUGAAUGAAAUCUUCCAUUGUGGGCGACCGGCAGCAGGCGCAAAAGCACGCAUGCGACGGCCGCACCAAAAGCAUGCGUGACGUCAGCUCUAAAAGCUCUCCAGCUGUGGGGUGAACAUGUGGGUGCGCUUUUAACCUAUACGAAAGAGAAAAGAAUAGAAAAGAAAAGCACAGGAUACUGCGGCCCUUUGCUUUGCUCGUCAACGUUUUGGACUCGAAAAGGGGCUUUUCCCAAUAAUUAUGGCACGAAGCGUGUAUUCAAAAUUUUAAAUGUUUACCGAUUUAAGAGACAAAAAACAAAUACAAAAAACAACACAAAUUUCAAGUAAAAUUGCGAACCAUAGCGAGAUUUUUUCCCCCCCGUUAACAUUUAGAUAAGCAUGGUGCGACGCCGUGGCAUAGUCGGUGGCUUGGCCAAACAGCUCUCCUACAGCGCCUAUCAGCACAUGAUGGCGCCGCCGCCGCCGGGUCAGCACCUCAACAUUGGCUGGCUGGGCAGCCCAUCCGUGCACUGGCCCCCACAGGCGCCUAGGCCGCCUUCGCUGAUGUCCGUCAUGUGCAACAAAAUGGUGGGCUCACUGCCGCGCAUGCCUAGCCUGCCGCAGCCGGAGCUGAGCAGCCGCAGGCUGAGUCGCCUGCGACGCAAUCUAAUGCAGUCACCGCAUCCCCAAGUGCUGCCCGCUUAUCCACCGGCGCCUUUGGUGCAGACUGCCAAUAUUCUGCCCAUGUGGUGUCGCUCCGACGAGCAGAUGUGGUGCGAUCCCGUCAAGCAGCGCCACAGGCUGCCCACGAGCGAUAUUUCCAUACAGCUCAAGCAGCAGCUGCAGCAGCUAAAGCGACAGCAGCAACUGCAGCAGCAACGGCAGCGGCAGCAGCAGCAGCAGCAGCAGCAACAGCAGCAGAGGCAGCUGAGAAGCGGAUUCAUGCCCUUCAACUUUGGCAAAUGUGCGAGCAGUCUGAUCAAGUUCCUGGACAGAAGUGGCUCCACUUCGGAAUCCUCUCUAUAUGCGGCCACACAUCCCAAUCCUGUGCCGGAAGUCCAGCCUGUGCCCACGAUUAGCAUCGUGAAGCGACCCUAUUCAGUGGAGCGACACAUUCAUGCAGCCGACUUUGACUAUGUGAAGCUGGCCAAGCAAAUGGUCACAUCUAAGGACAAACAGUUCACCGGAUGUGGCGUCGGUCGCACCCAGGUGCUGCCCACUCAUGGCGAGCCCCAUAGGCUGGCCAAUCGUGGAUCUAGCAAAGCGCCGGUGAGCUUCACAGCUGAUUAUAGCGCCAGCAGCACAACGUUAACUAACCAUUCCGCGGCACAAGCAGGUCGCCAGGAAGAGCUCAAGGCCAAAAGUCAAAGUCUCCAAGGUGAAACCCCAGCGGAGAUGCAGCUGAAUUAUCUGGCCGCCGACAUAGACGCCAAUUUGCAGCAUAUACGCAAACUUUUGGGAACAAAGCUGCCACACAAACGGUGCGGCAGUUCCAGAACAGCGAAAGGUCUGGCAACGCUGCAACGACCAGAAAUGUGCGCCAAGCUAAAAUUUCCACCAUUGGCAGGACACGCCGCACGGCUUGCCAGUCUGGCAGCACCGCAACAGUCGGAGACAAGGCUGCCACAGCGAGUCCACCAGCAGCAUGGCAGCUCGAUAAUGUCUGCAAGUCUGGCAGCCCUGCAGCAGUCAGAGUUACCACAACAAUUGGAAGCGGGCUUUGAUGCAGUGCAGCAAGGAAACCCCACAAGGGUCGCCAGCCUGUCAGAAAUGAAGCAGUCAGAGCUGAGCGACAACGUGGAGUUGCCACAGCAAAUGGAUGUGAGUGGCAAUGUAACUCCUACAACGUUGCCCAAUCUGACAACGGACAACGCGGGCGCCAAGCAGGAAUUCAAGUUCACAACCGCGCAACUGGAGCUGGUGCAAAAGAUUUUGCAGGAGAAAGACCAAUUGCAGCGGGCAACGGAGCCGGAACCGGAACCGGAAGCGACAAUGAAAGCCAAGACACCAAAAAGUGAGGCCCAUAAACGGCAAAUAAAUCUGAAUGAACUGUUCAAGGACAAAAAUGUGCAGUGCGUCGAGUCGGAUAAUUCCUUGUGGAACUCGCUGAUGCAGUUGGUGGCGCACAUGUGCGACGACGGAAAGCGAAACGAGGAACCGGAACGCCUGAUGGCUGGCGCCAGUUUGAAACCUUCGAAAAAGGAAUAUUCCAUCUAUCUGAUGGUUACCUCUGACGAAGAGGACGAUGUGGGCGACUCGAACCGGGUGGGCAACCAACGCAAUACGCCCAUCGCGAGCAGAAAGCCAAGGCAGACUAGGCUCAGAAGAAGGUCCACCAUAAAGCCGCUGGAUAUACCCGCUCCUCACGCCACACUGCGUCAACAGAAGCAGCAGGAUCAACUACGCCCUUUGCGUAAAAAAAGACGCCUCUCAUUAGGACAUCAGAACACUGAGGUCUUCUCCUGCUUAUCGCUGCCGGCGCGACGUCCGCUGCACUGGCCCAAUCCACGGCACAUCAAGUGCCUGGCUCAGGGCAAGAAAAAGAGAAAGAGGCUGCCCCGACGCCCAUGCCUCCGGCGACAGGCCAGCAACACAUUGGACAGCAGCUAUCAGAGCCAAUUAAUCAAUCUAAAAAAAAACAACAAUCGCAUGUCUAAUCCGUUCCUGCCUCAGCCACGUGUUCCAGUCAACUACACAGGGUUUUGGUGACCCGAAGCCCCAAUUCUAGAUGCAUUGAUCGUUUAUAUUUGCAAAGCCUAGUUAAGGAGAUAGCUUUAUGCUUUAACUAUGCUCUGCACAUAUUUGCGAUCCAUGCAUUAAAGAUAUAUACAAAGCGUAUAAAUAUUUAUUGUUAGUUGCUGAAAAGAAAAAACUGUUGCAAAUAAAGUU